AUGAACCACGCAGCAUGCAUCUCUCGUAGUUAUCACCAGAGUUCUCUUUCGUUCUUUCAUGUGUUUCAGUCUGCCGCUUCUCGUGCUUGGUGUCGCACUGUUUCUUCUGCAGCUCCUCGAGAUAAGCCGGGAUUGUGCCCGUCAGAUCGCAGUUUGAGAAAGCAAAUACAGCCUGCUCAGUACAUAUCUCUAUUGCCACAGCAAGAUAGGUAUGCGUCGAGGAGCAGCAACCACACGCCACAGUGUUAUCUUUCUCAGCCGGAGAGUCGAAGAGAACUUUAUCGCGGACUUGUAGAGCUGCACUCCUCUCGUCGGAUUAAUCUCCCAAAACUCAUCGACUAUCAUGACCGUUACGCGCCUUUCAGAUCCACGCGUUCAUUCAACUUUCUGAUCUCAUUGGCCCUGCGGCACGUCUCGUUUGGUACCGUCCGGUGGUUGUUUCGGGCAAUGGAAUCAGCCAAUAUAGAACACAACCUCGAAACUCGGAAACUCCUCAUCCGGUGGUAUGUAGCUAUAGGGUUGUGGGAUCGAGCGUGGCGGGAGCUAAAGCAGAUAGAAACGCCUGGUCGUGUGCCGGAGGCGUUGUGGUUAGAGUUUUUCAAAGGGUUACGGAGGGGGGUUGGAUUCAAGAGGCUGAUUCAUCCGACGGAACGCAGUAGAACGCAAGACUAUCAUCCCGUUUUACUUUAUGCGCGACGGUUUGUCCUUCUGAUGGAGAGCCAACCGGUGCUUCGAGAGUCGACACGUCCAAAAGUGGUACACUUUGUGGUGCAUGCUUUACUCCAGAUGAGGCAGCGAAAGGACGCGUUAUCGUUGACGCGACGAUACUUGGAUUGCGUCUCUCGUGAACCGUCGAUGUUGAGAGACAGACCGAUGAACCUGGUGCACCUUUUCGUGGCCUUUGGGUCGUCGCAAAGAGGGCUGCGGAGAUUCCAUGAGGCGCGACAACUACUGAUGUCGUUCUUGUUGACGUAUCCAUUCCUUGUACCGACGCCGACGACACUUUUUCUACUGCUCGGAAACUUGAGGAGAGCUAGGAAAUGCGGAACGGUUGGGAUGGAAUGUUUCGUUUUCUUCAAACGGAAGUGGGGGAAGAGAGUGGAUGACGAGAGGGUGCGGCGUCGCCUUGGGUCGUUGGCUGUCAAGGAAGGAAGGAAGGAGAUUGUUGAAAGCCUGUUGGGGACGACGGAAGUGACUAAAGGACAGGGCAAAGAGAGAAAGCUGUGGAAACAGAUGUUGAGGCGAUUGACUCGCCGUUUGUUUGGAUGA
Messenger RNA from Marasmius oreades (fairy-ring Marasmius), 1269 nucleotides. RefSeq lists its product as uncharacterized. The record is from RefSeq and is a predicted model, not a curated record. The transcript is spliced from 2 exons. Bases 1 to 1269 code for a protein of 422 amino acids. Gene Ontology annotation, molecular function: protein binding. Lineage: Eukaryota; Fungi; Basidiomycota; Agaricomycetes; Agaricales; Marasmiaceae.